Jatropha curcas is the source of this 1526-nucleotide messenger RNA. RefSeq names its product OBF binding protein 4 (gene OBP4). Gene Ontology annotation, molecular function: DNA binding; DNA-binding transcription factor activity. The record is from RefSeq and is a predicted model, not a curated record. Lineage: Eukaryota; Viridiplantae; Streptophyta; Magnoliopsida; Malpighiales; Euphorbiaceae. Gene Ontology annotation, biological process: regulation of DNA-templated transcription.
GGGGAUAUUUGUCAGACUUCAAAACCUUCUCAUCUUCUUUCCACACGCGAUGCUCUCUCUUUCUCCCUCUAUCUGAAAUUCCGCGCUCUCUGAUUUCAUGGUCGGUUAAUGCCAGCAGUUUCGACGGGGAACUGGAAACUGGAAACUUGAUAUAUAUUUAUAGGCAAUAAUUUGGUUUUGAAUUAUCAAAACAUAGAUAUACAACUUUUGCUUUGAGUAUUUGCAAAUUCUAGUGUUUCACUAGUAGUGGUGGCUGAAAAUGCAAGACAUCCACUCUAUUGGAGGCGGAGGCCGGUUAUUUGGCGGUGGAGGAGGUGACCGGAGGUUGAGGCCGCACCAUCACCAGAAUCACCAAGCAUUAAAGUGUCCGAGGUGUGACUCGCUUAACACUAAGUUUUGCUACUACAACAACUAUAACCUCUCGCAGCCUCGUCACUUCUGCAAAAACUGCCGGAGAUACUGGACUAAAGGCGGCGUUCUCCGUAACGUCCCUAUUGGCGGUGGCUGUCGCAAGACAAAGCGGUCUAAGCCGAAACAAAACAACUCAACUACAGACAAUAACACCACCUCAACUACUACAGCUACAACUACCACUAACACAACGCCGCCUCAACCGCAGCAGCCGCAGCAGCAGGAGCAACAACGAGAGCGGAAAUCUUCAAAUUCUCAUUCUAGUAGCGAAAGCUCUAGUUUAACAGCCACAAAUACUACAACGGCUAACACUGGUUUAGAAGCAGUUUCUGCACAUUCUUCGAGCUCUGCUUCUAAUACUAUACUGAAUGGAAUUGGUGAGUCUAAGCUAUUUGCGCAUGGGAACAUAAAUCCGAGCUUUGAGCCUGGUUUGCUAGAGCAAGGAUCGGACUGUGGAAUUUUCUCAGAGAUUGGAAGCUUCACUAGCUUAAUUACUUCAACGAAUGAGCCGUUGUCUUUUGGAUUUAGCAAUAUAAUAAGCCAACAGAGUCUUGAACAUGCUCAGCAGAAUCAGAAUGAGCAGUGGCAACAACAGAGUCAGCCGAAAAUGGUGAGUAUAGGUGGAGAAGAGAUGAAGAUGCAGGAGAUGGCGGGAGGAUUGAUUGAUCAGACGGUUCAUGUUGAAUUGUCAGCGUUGCCCAGUAGUAGAUCAGGAAAUGGAGGGUUUGGACAGUUGGAUUGGCAGAGCACUGGAGAUCAAGGUCUGUUCGAUCUUUCCAACACCGUUGAUCAAGCUUACUGGAGCCAGAGUCAGUGGACUGAUCAGGAUCACCCUAGUCUCUAUCUCCCGUAAAUCUCCUCACCUUGUUUAACUUUAUUUAAAACGAGAAGAAUUUAAAAAAGAAACUCUCAAAAGAAAUUAAAAAAAAAUUGCAAAAUUUCAAAUUGAGAGAAUUUAUAUGGAAAAUAUGAAUAUGACUGCUGUUUCUUCUAUGUAAAUUUUUUUUAAAUAUUUAAUUUUUUUGGGGGUUUAUUUGGUGAUUUUGGAAGAUGUUUGGGUUUGAUCAUUUUCAUGUGCAACUAACUUUCAUGUUAGUUUUCUUUUCUUUUUUGAA